Molecule: messenger RNA, 969 nt
Organism: Spinacia oleracea (spinach)
Lineage: Eukaryota; Viridiplantae; Streptophyta; Magnoliopsida; Caryophyllales; Amaranthaceae
Exons: 4
Coding region: 1-366 (121 amino acids)
Source: RefSeq, a predicted model, not a curated record
AUGGGGCGAUCAAUGUAUAGUAAAUUGCAACAGUAUAGAACUCAAGCCCAAGAAGCAAGAGCUAGUACAGGUUCAACUUUACAAUGCAUCAACUUACACGAGUUCUCAAUUUCAAUUUCAAUUUCUUCAAAUUUCCACCUGCAAUUUUAUCUAUAUCUCAUCAUCUUCUCGUCAAAUUUCAUUACUGCGUUCCUCCUCACAGCUUUAAGGUUUCCAGGUGGCCAAACGAGGAAUGCGAUGAUUUUUUGCCAUGGUUGUAGAAGAAGGCUAGGGUUCAGAUUUCUGAAGUGCUUUCAAUUGGAAAUUCUGAUUUUUGAAGGUCCUUGUUUGCUUGUAAGAGUAUACAAGCUGGAGACUGCCUACUGAAAGUUCCUUUUAAUGUGGUAAUUGUUGUGGAGGAAGUUCUAUUACAUCCAAGAUACUUAACUACCUCAACUUUUCUCAAGAAACUGUCACUUUUGAAUUGACAGCAAAUAUCUCCUGAUAAUGUCCUGCCUGAAAUCAAGCCUUUGCUCACUGAUGCAGUAGGGACUGAUGCAAAACUUGCAAUUGUUAUUCUAGUUGAGCAGAAAAAAGGUCAGGUAUGUUUUGAAAUUCAGAUAAUGACCCCAGCUGGGAUGAAGAUUGAAGAUUGAAGAACUAUCUUUAAAUACCGUAGACUUACAUUAGUCAAAGGUUAUUACUGUUAGGUGUCACUGGCUUAUCCACUUCUUAUUAAAGUAGAAUGAUCAACUAUUAUUUGAUUUUUGGAUUGUGAUGGAAAUUGGAUCUCUUCUUACUUAUUUUUGGGAGUAAAACGUUCAAUUUGUUUAGUGUCGCACGGCCUGCCCCCCCCCCCCCCCCUACGGACGAGCUUCGCAUUCUGCAUUGGAUAAAGUUGAUAUUGAUUUUAAUUUGCUUUGGUAGGAUAUUUACUUUGUCUAUAGGAUCUAAGUAAACUGGAGUUUGAUAUUAUGUUUCCCUAUUCUU